AUGUCGCUGCAAGACCUCCCCACCGAGUUGGUACUGAAUAUCUUCCGCCAUUGUACUUCUAUCUCCUCCGCGAUCAACCUAUCCCUGACCUGUCGGCGCUACUAUCAUCUCCUCCGAACCUCCCAGAAAAUCCCCGUCCUGUUCGCCAUCGCUGAGCGCGUUUGGGGGCCGCUCGAAGACAUUCACCAGCUGUUGACAUACAAUUCCGCCCAACCAGUUCAUACCAAGCGAAUGCCGGUCUUGUCAUUCGCACUCCUCGUUCAAGUUUCACGAAUCGGUCGCGUGGCCACCUGGUACGAAGAGAUGUAUCCACAGCUCCGAUGGGAUGGCGAACGAGCCCACCUUCGCCGAAGUCUGACUCCAGCCGAGGCGUAUGCACUACGCCGCGCCAUCUAUCGAAUCUGGCUUUAUAGCGUUGCUUUUCACAACUCUUCUGCCAGUCGUACAAUGCGUCUGAACCCGUCGGUCGUCUCUGAGCGCUGUCAGUUGCUCCGCACAUGGUCUUCUCCGGAGCUCCUAGAGAUGGAGGACGUCCGCGGGAUCCUGGAGACCAUGGCUUCAGAUUUCUGCCCGACUGAUGGUGAAGUCUACUGGCGCCGAGGAAGCGAGCCUCUAAGCAAGUAUUCGGUCGGCUCUCGCGCUGAGACCCUGGAUUCAAGCCUGUUCCACGAUUUUCGGGCCGAAACGAUGCUACAGGCAGCGCGCAUGAAGCCAGUAUCAGAGUAUCGGGAGCAGAUGAUGGAAGGCUGGGGUGAUGAGAUUGAGCAGUACCACGUUCUCAACGACGUUCUUAAGCUGACACCAGUCCAUGUCAUGCAGCUCUACGAGACCGCUUUGACGAAGCAGGAUGUGCAGCGCUUUAUCGAGGAGAAGGUGGGCGCACAGUGGUUCUGGAAUAAUGGCGAGUCGAUGCUACACACAUGGAUCUUGGUGAUGCAUGGCAGGGGGAUUCACGUGCAGGAGAUGCGGGAGAAGGUGUUGUACGGGAUGGCCGGCGUCGCGGUGGACGCGGAGCUGAACGCUAGAAUUGUUGAUUAG
Cyphellophora europaea CBS 101466 is the source of this 1038-nucleotide messenger RNA. RefSeq lists its product as uncharacterized. The record is from RefSeq and is a predicted model, not a curated record. Gene Ontology annotation, molecular function: protein binding. Lineage: Eukaryota; Fungi; Ascomycota; Eurotiomycetes; Chaetothyriales; Cyphellophoraceae. Bases 1 to 1038 code for a protein of 345 amino acids. The transcript has 2 exons.